ACCCUAAUUCGAAUACAUCAUUUGAAAACCCUUUCCUACCCAACCCUACUUCGAAUACAUCAUUUGAAAACCCUUUCCUACCCUACCCUACCUCGAAUACAUCAUUUGAAAACCAUUUCGGGUGAAGAAAAUGGAGAAUCGGUGAAGAUUGACACAAGUUUUCGUUGAAACACCCUGUAUACAAUUUUAUUAUCAUAAAAACAAUACGUAGAUCACCUUCAUUCGUGCGUUGUUAAAACAAACUCAACUAAUUAGAAAUGUGAUAAAUUCCCUUUGAUAGUCUUUGGGCCAGUCCUGCACUGCGCGCGACAUUGGAGAGACCACAAGAUGACUGAUAAAGCAAAGCGCUAAAAUGUAACUAUAGAUUUCGUUUCAGACAAAAGUGAACACUCGGUGUGGUUACCCACCACUUUGCUCGGUUCAUUAACGGUCUCCAUCUCUCCAUUUAAUACUUAAUUUGUUAGAAUAUUCAAAGAGCGAAGCGUACGGGGGCAAUCACUGCAGCUACACGUGUUUGUCGGACAAAUAUAAAUAAAUAUGGUUUUUAAAACAGUUUUGUAAUAUAUAAAUUAUAGUAUUUAUUAUUUAAAGUUUUAUUUUACUUAUCGGAAACAUGAACGCUAGUAACAGAUCGGUGAUUUUGCUGGUGUUGUUGUGUAGCAGUGGGGUUUUAAAAUGUGAUGCCUUUGAUUUAGAUAUCGGGGUUUUAGAUGUGAUCAAAUUGACUAAAUAUGUGGUAGAAGGUAUAGCAAAAUCGUGGAAUAUAGUCGACCAAAAGAUGGAUUUUUCGAGCAUACCCUUACCGAUCUUGGAUAAAACCGAAGCGAAAUUGUUUGGAAAGCUCGAGUCGAUAUCUCAAAAAAUUGAUAGAUUGGCUGCUAGUGUGGAUGGAGCAGGAACCAACACCAUCGCCAUGGUUCUGCACAACCUUCCGGACCGGGUGCGGCUGGAGCUGCGGCUCAACGACCUCCUGAACUACAUGACGCGGGCGGACGUGAACUUCAGGAGCUUCCAGCAGUACGCCAACCAGCAGAACGACUUCGAGAGGCUGACGCUGGAGGACUUCGCCAGGACGGUGGUCAGUCACGACAGCAAUUCCGUGGUGAAUCUCAUGGAGAGGAUCCACGCGUUCAUCGCGCCCUCGGGCAAGGGGAUCACCGACACCGGCGUGCUGGAGCUGCUGGUUAAGGAUUUCCAGGAAAUCGAAGGCGAUAUGCUUUGUAAUUCGAAGCAAUCGCCUCAGCAGGUGCUCUACAACCUUUACAACGCCAUAGCCCUCACCGAAUUGAAGGGCUACUCGAUGAUACAGUUCUCCUACAUGUUGCUGCGGUUGUACAACAAAGGAAACUUCACCACCGAAUCGGAACUAAUGCGGAAACGGUUCCAAGAGAGGACCGACAGCGCGAUGACUAUCGUGAGGAAAUCCCUGGAGGAUUCGUCGAGGCAGUACUGGAAUUGCGAUCCCAAGAGGCACAUUAAAGGUGAAACGUACGAAGAAAUCACCCAGCUGCUGCAAGGCUACAUCCAAAACGAAGUCGACCUGAAUCCGGAGGGUACUUGCCGGGAAAAUUGCGUGGAAUACACUUACACCAAGAGCCACGGGUGCUUCCAGAAUUUGUACUGCAAGCAACAGAGGCGGUGCAACGGAAAAAUACUGGACUGCAGGUACUUCGAUUCCGACAUGUGGAUUUGCCCGGCCGAUCCAUCGAGCGGCAGGCGGUACGAGUACGUGGAAUACGAAAACGGCAAAGUCCUGGGCAGGAAGCAGGCUUGCACGAGAGGCGCCACCAAAGUGGACAGCUGGUGGAGGUGGCUCUUCUGGCACUGCUCCUACUGCUUCUGUCUGUGCGACGAGCAGAACAGCAGCUCCGACAGAUACGUUAACAUGAGGGCCGUCGUUGCGAACAUUUCCCAUAACAUGGUGGUUACCGGUUUGAGAUUCGUUAAACAUAAUCGGAUUAUUCACGUUCAAAUACAAGAAGGUAAGCUUCUUCCGAGAGGCGGAAUCGACGCUACUACGGUGAGGUGGGUACCUGUAGAGGAUUAUAAAAUAACCGAUAGGAAGAUAUUCAACGGGCAGGAUUAUCACACGUUCAGUUGGGAGAAAAGAGCGGUGGAUUUGGACGAUUUGGAAGGUGACGAUGGACACGUAUUAACAGGUGUCAGGUUCAAAGAAAUAGGAUCCCAUCUGAAUUUCGAAAUACUCGUCACGAAAUUCGAUUUCGAAACCGGAAAACUAAUCAACCCGGAAAGUACCAGCAUAUGGAAAGAUAAUUCCAACACGGACGCUGCCACUACUAAUCGCAGGAAAAAAGUGUGGUUGGUCGAUCCGGAUAUACCAACAAGAACAACCUCGCCUUCCAUACCAACAUCACAAUCCGAUCAAUACAUAGAGCUGACCAAUUCGGACAUCGAUAGAGACGCCGCUCAAACGACGGUGCCGUUCCUGGACGCUCAAAAAAUAGAGUCUUUGCAACCGGUUCCAUUGAGCGGGGCCGGGAUAUUCCACAAGGGAAGGAGAUAUUUCGGCGGGUUCAUAACGCUCAAAGUGAUAACGUACGAUUUCAGUAAACACGUGCACCCCGUUUUCCCUGAGGAUGCAGCGAAUUAGGUACGAAACGUCGAAGGGUGGUGUCUCUUCAACAAAGUUUUUGUGAUAGAUUGUCGUUUUUUAAAUGAUGAGACACGAUGUGCCUACUUAUAAAAUUUUAUUUGUAGAUAAUUAAAAAAUGCUUGCAAAAAUAAUGCAUUUCUAAAGUGAAAUUAAUUCGAUAAUUAUUUUGGAAUUGGUAAUUUAUUAAAAAUAUGAAGUGGUUUUGAAGUUGAAUCAAAUUGUAUGUAAUGUAGGUAUAUGAACAAAGUUUCUGAAUAAAUUUGAUAUUAAAUUACUAGCACAAUGAUUCAUUUUAUUAAAAUUACGUAGAAAUAUUACGAAAAGCAUUGUUUUUGAAAGCAAACAUUUGUGCUAUAAUUGAAAUGAAAAAUACUAAAUAUUGUAAGUAUUUAAAUAUUGGUAAGUUAUUUACCGCACUGUGAUUAUAUUAGAACAGUCAAUUUUAAAGCCAUUGUACCAUUUUUAGAGGUAAUUUUUGUAGAAAUGCAUAUUUUGUGAUAGAAAUAAAGUAAUAA
Molecule: messenger RNA, 3129 nt
Organism: Phyllotreta striolata
Lineage: Eukaryota; Metazoa; Arthropoda; Insecta; Coleoptera; Chrysomelidae
Source: the annotation of a GenBank genome assembly